Molecule: messenger RNA, 747 nt
Organism: Sphenostylis stenocarpa
Lineage: Eukaryota; Viridiplantae; Streptophyta; Magnoliopsida; Fabales; Fabaceae
Source: the annotation of a GenBank genome assembly
AUGGCAAGAAUGUUGGGUAAUAAUAAAGUAGCUUUUGAGAGUGCAAAAAGUCAGUUUUGGGUUGUUGAUGCAAAGGGAUUAAUCACAGAAGGACGUGAAAAUAUUGAUCCAGAUGCCCUUCCUUUUGCAAGAAAUUUGAAAGAAACGGAUCGCCAAGGGCUGAGAGAAGGAGCAAGCCUUGCGGAAGUGGUCAAGCAAGUGAAGCCCGAUGUCCUCCUAGGAUUAUCUGCUGUUGGAGGAUUGUUCUCAAAGGAGGUAUUAGAGGCCCUCAAGGGUUCAACAUCAAUGAGACCAGCCAUAUUUGCCAUGUCAAAUCCUACAAAGAAUGCUGAAUGCACUCCUGAAGAAGCAUUCUCCAUUUUGGGUGACAACAUUAUUUUUGCAAGUGGAAGUCCAUUCACUAAUGUUGAUCUUGGAAAUGGUCAUAUUGGCCACUGCAACCAGGGAAACAACAUGUACCUCUUUCCAGGCAUUGGUCUUGGAACACUUCUGUCAGGUGCUAGGAUAAUCUCUGAUGGCAUGCUACAGGCUGCGGCUGAGCGUCUGGCUACAUAUAUGAGUGAAGAGGAGGUCCUCAAAGGGAUCAUUUUCCCUUCAACAUCCAGAAUUCGAGACAUUACAGAGAAGGUAGCCGCAGCUGUUAUAAAAGAAGCUGUGGAGGAGGACCUGGCUGAAGGAUAUCAUGGAAUCGAUGCUCGGGAGCUGAAGAAACUUAGUGAGCUUAAUAAGGAAAAUUCUUCGGUGUAA